Messenger RNA from Nyctereutes procyonoides (raccoon dog), 2752 nucleotides. It is a transcript of the gene ARSD, whose product is annotated as arylsulfatase D. NCBI's taxonomy places the organism in Eukaryota, Metazoa, Chordata, Mammalia, Carnivora, Canidae. The coding region runs from base 53 to 1846 and encodes 597 amino acids. Gene Ontology annotation, molecular function: arylsulfatase activity. The transcript has 10 exons. The record is from RefSeq and is a predicted model, not a curated record.
GCGGGACGGGCGCCGAGGGCCAAGGUCCUGCGCGCCCCGUGCGCUCGCGGCCAUGGCUCCCGGGACUCCCGGGGCUCCCGGGGGACGCGGCGCGCCCGCUGCCAGGCACUCCUGGUGGCCUCUCCUCCUCCUGUGUUUGCUCCCGGGGACGUGUCACUUAAAAGCAGCAAAUGCCUUCAAACCCAAUAUUCUACUGAUAAUGGCAGAUGAUCUUGGCAUUGGGGAUCUUGGUUGCUAUGGGAACAGCACCCUCAGGACACCCAAUAUCGACCGGCUUGCAGAGGAAGGCGUGAGGCUCACCCAGCACCUGGCGGCCGCCCCCCUCUGCACCCCCAGCAGAUCUUCCUUCCUCACGGGGAGGCACUCCUUCAGAUCAGGCAUGGAAGCCCAUGAUGGGUACCGCGCCCUCCAGUGGAACGGGGCAUCGGGCGGACUCCCCAAGAACGAAACCACAUUUGCGAGAAUCCUGCAGCAGCAAGGUUACGCAACCGGCCUCAUAGGAAAAUGGCACCAGGGUAUAAACUGUGAAUCCCGUACCGACCACUGCCACCACCCACUGAACCAUGGAUUUGACUAUUUUUAUGGCAUGCCUUUCACACUCGUGAAUGACUGUCACCCAGACAGGCCCCCGGAAGUAGACGCCACCACCAGAGCAAAGCUGUGGCUUUCCACCCAAAUGGCGGCCCUGGCGGUACUGACCAUUGCUGUUGGCAAGGUUUGCGGGUUAAUCUCCGUGCCCUGGAAGGUAGUUCUGGGUGCGGCCAGCCUCGUCUUCCUCUUCUUUGUCUCCUGGUACGCCAGCUUUGGGUUCGUGCGCCGUUGGAACUGUAUCUUGAUGAGAAACCAUGACGUCACAGAGCAGCCCAUGGAUUUGGAAAGAACGACGAGUCACAUGCUACGGGAGGCCAUUUCGUAUAUUGAAAGAAAUAAGCACCAACCAUUUCUUCUCUUCUUGUCCUUGCUGCAUGUACACAUUCCCCUGGUAACCACAAAACAGUUUCUUGGGAAAAGCCAGCACGGCUUAUAUGGUGACAACGUGGAAGAGAUGGAUUGGCUUGUAGGUGAAGUCCUUAAUGCCAUUGAAGAAAACGGUUUGAAAAACACGACAUUCACCUAUUUUACCUCUGAUCAUGGAGGACAUUUGGAGGCAAGAGACGAACGUGGCCAGCUGGGGGGAUGGAAUGGAAUAUUCAGAGGUGGCAAAGGGAUGGGGGGCUGGGAAGGCGGCAUCCGCGUCCCGGGGAUCUUCCGGUGGCCUGGGGUGCUGCCAGCCGGCCGAGUGAUCCACGAGCCCACCAGCCUGAUGGAUGUCUUCCCCACCGUGGUCCAGCUGGGGGGCGGCGAGGUGCCCCAGGACAGGGUGAUUGAUGGCCGUAGCCUGGUGCCCUUGCUUCGAGGGGCUGCUGAGCACUCAGCACAUGAGUUCCUGUUUCAUUACUGUGGAAAGUAUCUCCACGCGGCACGCUGGCAUGAAAAGGACAGUGGAAGACUCUGGAAGGUCCACUACAUGACUCCACGGUUCCACCCCAAGGGUGCAGGGGCCUGCUAUGGCCGAGGCGUGUGCCCCUGCUCGGGUGAUGGUGUGACCCAGCACAGCCCGCCCCUGCUCUUCGAGCUCUCCAGGGACCCUUCCGAGGCUCGGCCCCUGUCCCCUGGCUCUGAACCUCUGUACCACAUGGUAGUAGCACGGGUGGGUGAGGCCGUGGAGCAGCACAGAAAGACCCUGAGCCCUGUGCCCACCCAGUUUUCCCUGAGCAACAUCAUCUGGAAGCCGUGGCUGCAGCCGUGCUGUGGGACCUUCCCCUUCUGUGCGUGCGGGCAGGAUGGAGAUCACAGUGAGACAUGACCUCACACUUGGCAGGAUGCCCGUCAUCAGACAGACAGAUGGGGUGAAAAGAGUUGGCAGGGGUGUGGCAAAGAGUCGAACCCUCAUGCCCUGUGGGUGGGCAUGCGAACUGGAGCAGCCACUCUGGAAACAGUAUGGAGGCUCCUCAAAAAAUUCAAAAUAGAGCUUCCUAUGACCCAAUGAUUCCACUGCUGGGCCCCAAAGGAAAUGGUAAUAGGAUCUCAAACAAAUCUGCACCCCCAUGUGCACAGCAGCAUGAUUCAUGGCAGCCAAGACCUGGAAGGAACCCAACUGCUCAUCGAUGGAUCGAUGGAUCGAUGGAUCGAUGGAUGGAUGGAUAAAGAGCAGGUGGUCCAUCCACAUGAUGCAACAUGACUCAGCCACGAGAAGGAAGGAGAUCCUGCCAUUUAUGGAUGACGUGGGGUGGACCUCAAGGACAUUGUGCAAAGUGCAGUAAGUCAGACACACCUAGGAAAAAAAAAGCAUGAGCUCACCGAUACAUGCAAUCUUAAAAAGAAAUUCGAACUUGUAGAAAGAGAGGGUACAAUAGUGAUGGCUGCUAGGAGUUUGCGGGGAGGUGGCUAGAGGAUGCUCAGAGGACACGAACUUUCAGUUAUGAGAGGAUCACAUCCUGGAGAUGCCUGGGCCAGCACGGGGGGGUCUAGUUACUGAUCCUGUGUCCUGUCCUUGAAAUCUGCUGAGAGACUAGCCGUGCGGUGUCGUCGCCGUGCAUACCCUACGUGAUCAUUAGCGAAGGUGAUGGGUGCGUUAAUUCACUUCACCGGGGUGGUCAUUUCACGCGGUGUACGGGCAUCGCAUCAUCGUGCUGUACACCAUAAAUACAUACAGUUUUGCCAGUUCUGCCCCCGUGAAUCUGCGAAAUAAAUAUUGAACGUUUAAAUUGAA